This is a messenger RNA of Necator americanus (New World hookworm), 351 nucleotides long. RefSeq lists its product as uncharacterized. The record is from RefSeq and is a predicted model, not a curated record. Bases 1 to 351 code for a protein of 116 amino acids. The transcript has a single exon. NCBI's taxonomy places the organism in Eukaryota, Metazoa, Nematoda, Chromadorea, Rhabditida, Ancylostomatidae.
AUGACAUCAAACAACGAACAACUGCUGCAGUUCGAACAAACAAACAAGCCAACACGAACACCAGCCGGAUGUACAACACCGCUUGAGGUGGUAACUAGAGUAAGACAAGGGGUAGUGGCAGGACCCUUCCUGUUCAAUUUCACUAUCGAGCACAUUAUGCGAAGAACAAUAGAUCAGUGUCCUGCCGAUAUCAUUCUAACACCAUCAGGACACCCCCUGACCUAUCUCGAGUACGCCUACGAUGUUGUUAUAUUCGCGGAAAGCAAUAUGAAACUUCAACAUGUUGUCAACUUUAUAUCGAAGCUGGCUGAAGCCUAUAGAUUACGUCUACGCCCUGAUAAAUGCAAGUAG